AUGGGAAGGAAAAAGAACAAGAAAAUUGCUACCAGCAUUACUAAACCAUCCCCAAAAGAAAAAUUGUUUGAAACAACAUGGUAUUCCUCCUUUCAACACAAUUUAAUAGUACAAGAUAAUUAUCAUCCUGUUUUUCUUGGAUCUGAAAAUGUAUUAACACAUUGUCCAACAUUGUUUGUUUUCGGAGGAUCAAUUUCGGGAGGUGGUGAUUUUUUAGAGCAUGUUCAAUUUUUGAAACUUUCUAAUAUUAUUUCAUCAUUUACUGAUAGACAACUACGUGACUUGUCAACAAAUGACUUGGACACUGAAAAUACAUUACAACUGAAAUGGGAGGAAAUAAGAGUUGAUGAAAGGCCACCAGCAAGAGAAUUUCCUUGUUUGUCCUAUGAUAAACAAAAUCAAUGUGUCUACUUGUUUGGAGGAUUUGGAAAUACAUAUUUGAAUGAUUUUUGGAAAUUUGAUUUGGCUUCUAGGGAAUGGACUGAAAUUGAAACAACAGGAACUGCUCCUACACCUAGGUGUGGAUGUUCUGGUUGUUAUGCUCCUUCUAGAGGAAAGUUCUAUGUUUUUGGAGGAUAUCAUGGAGAUUAUUUGAAGGAUUUUUAUGAGUUGGAUUUGGAAACUAAUGAAUGGCAACUUUUGAACUAUUCACAUGAUAUUCCAUCCUUGACAGUUCUUUCUCUGAAUACUGACGCUUCUAAGGAUUAUUUGACAAUAUUUGGUGGUUAUACUAUGUCCAAAUACGUUACUGAUAUGUAUCACUUUGAUUUUAAUAGAAACAAGUGGGAAAAUUCAGUUAGAAAUUUGAUUCACUCAGAUGGACAUACUUUCCAUUCAAGGUGCAUUACUUUGAGAGGUAAAUACAGAGGUAUUCCAAACUAUAAUAAUUUCCUCAUACUGUAUUACAAUGGGGGAACAACUAUUUAUGAAUACGACGAAGAAGAAGGAGAACGCAUCAAAUAUAAGGUACCGAAAAAACUAGAAUCAACAUUUGAAAAAUUGGAUGCCAAGUUCAUUUGUGAAAUCAAUGAGGACACCCUCUUAAUUCUUGAAAAUACUGAACUAUACCUCAUUGAAAUUAGAAAGCUAAAAUCCACCAAAGGCCUCGACUAUUUCAUCAAUAAUUUGAAAGAAAGAAUCCAAAACUUUUCAGAUAUCUCUUUCAUAAAUUAA
Messenger RNA from Naegleria gruberi, 1173 nucleotides. RefSeq lists its product as uncharacterized. Lineage: Eukaryota; Heterolobosea; Eutetramitea; Acrasida; Naegleriidae. Bases 1 to 1173 code for a protein of 390 amino acids. The transcript is spliced from 2 exons. Gene Ontology annotation, molecular function: protein binding. The record is from RefSeq and is a predicted model, not a curated record.